Messenger RNA from Mustela erminea (ermine), 1877 nucleotides. RefSeq names its product nuclear FMR1 interacting protein 1 (gene NUFIP1). Gene Ontology annotation, cellular component: nucleus. The record is from RefSeq and is a predicted model, not a curated record. Gene Ontology annotation, molecular function: RNA binding. Gene Ontology annotation, biological process: box C/D snoRNP assembly. The transcript is spliced from 10 exons. NCBI's taxonomy places the organism in Eukaryota, Metazoa, Chordata, Mammalia, Carnivora, Mustelidae. Bases 93 to 1586 code for a protein of 497 amino acids.
CGGCGCCUACAGAUGACGUAGCAGCCCCUGGUUGGCAGAGUUGCGUAAUUCGCGAGAACGGAGGUGACGCCUAAGGCUUGUGCCACAUUCGCAUGCUGGGUUUCCACCUGGCGGGAGGCAUGGCUGAGCCGGCUAGUGAUUUCGUGUCUUCUGCAGGGUGGUUGCCAGCAUCCGAGCUGACCCCCACUUUGGGGCCUCCGAGGGACACUGCCGCGCAGCGGGACAGCUGGAUGCUCUGGGCAAUGCUGCCGCCGCCACCACCACCGCCUUCGUCGUCCGCCCCCGUAGCAGGGUCACAGCCUUCCUCAGAGAAGCAGCCCCUUCAGGAAGCCCAGGCUCUCCCCGAGGCGCCUCCUCCCUUCGACGCCCAGAUUCUUCCGGGGGCACAGCCUCCCUUCGACGCCCAGUCCCCGCUUGAUUCUCAGCCUCACCUCAACGGCCAGCCUUCCUGGAAUUUCCAGGCUUCGACAUCAUGGUAUUGGAGACAGUCUCCUGGUGUUUUUCCUGGGCAUCAGAACGCUCCAGUUAAACAUCCUUAUUUUCCACGAAAAUAUGAUCCAAAGUUCGCUGAUGUCAACUUCCCUCCCAGUAGAAAACAGAAAAAAAAGAAAAGAAAGGAACCAGUUUUUCAUUGUUUUUGUGAUACCUGUGAUCGUGGUUUUAAAAAUCAAGAAAAGUAUGAAAAACACAUGUCCGAACAUACAAAAUGUCCUGAAGUAGAUUGUUCUUUUAGUGCACAUGAGAAGAUUGUCCAGUUCCAUUGGAGAAAUAUGCAUGCUCCUGGUAUGAAGAAGAUCAAGUUAGAUACUCCAGAGGAGAUUGCAAGAUGGAGGGAAGAAAGAAGGAAAAACUACCCAACUCUGGCCAAUAUCGAAAGAAAGAAAAAGUUAAAACUUGAAAAGGAAAAGAGAGGAGCAGUUUUGACGACGACACAGUAUGGCAAGAUGAAGGGGAUGUCCAGACAUUCACAGAUGGCAAAGAUUAGAAGUCCUCGCAGGCAUCACAAAUGGAAAAAUGACUGCAUUGGACAGAAAGCAGCCGUUGGAUCUGGCAGUUGCUUGGGUGAUGCGAAGCCUGAAGAUCCACCUGAAGCAAAUUCAGACCCUCUGGGUGUUUUGGUAAACACGGAUUCUGAGUCUGAUAAAGAGGAGAAACCGCAAAGCACUGUUAUACCCAAGGAAGUGACACCAGCCCUGUGCUCACUCAUGAGCAGCUAUGGCAAUCUCUCAGGGUCAGACAGUGAGCCAGAAGAAGCUCCCAUUAAGACUGAAGCAGACAUUCUGGUGGCUGAUGAGGUUCUUCAUAGCAAUACUCCUAAGAGACCCAGUCCCAGUGCUAAAGUGAAUGCUAGAAAGUAUGAGAGCCCAAAGAAAAGUUUUAAAAAGACAAAACCUAAGAGGAAAAAAGAUUAUCACAACUAUCAAACGUUAUUUGAACCACGGACACACCAUCCAUAUCUCCUGGAAAUGCUUUUAGCUCCGGACAUCCGACAUGAAAGGAAUGUGAUUUUGCAGUGUGUUCGGUACAUCAUCAAAAAGGACUUUUUUGGACUUAAUACUAAUUCUGCAAAAACUGAAGAUAUAUAGGUAUCUGAUGUUUCAGCACUCAUGUGAAAUAGCCCCAUCUUAAAGUUAGUGGAGGAAAACCUUUUUAAAAAAACAAAACAAAACAAAAAAAAAUGGAUUAGUAAUUAAAUUGUAGGCCUCAUGGGAUAUUAUGUUGGAUUUUUAAAUCUUUCCUUUGAAUCUAUGCAAAUAAAUACAUAACUGAUUUUUAAGACUGUGUCUGUAUUGUUGGGGAUGUGCAUAGUAUUUGCUGGCAGAAUUCUGUUAUUUAUAUUUACUUGUAUGUAUUGCUGUCAGGUAAGGAAGUCUGCU